Molecule: messenger RNA, 1132 nt
Organism: Rhincodon typus (whale shark)
Lineage: Eukaryota; Metazoa; Chordata; Chondrichthyes; Orectolobiformes; Rhincodontidae
Product: sideroflexin-2-like
Exons: 7
Coding region: 44-310 (88 amino acids)
Biological process (GO): monoatomic ion transport; serine import into mitochondrion
Cellular component (GO): mitochondrial inner membrane
Molecular function (GO): monoatomic ion transmembrane transporter activity
Source: RefSeq, a predicted model, not a curated record
UGCCGUAAAGGGUAUCACACAAGUGGUAAUCUCUAGAGUUACCAUGGCCGCUCCAGGAAUGAUUAUUCUUCCCAUCAUGAUGGAACAUCUAGAGAGGUAUCCAUUCAUGCAAAGAAUCAAGUUUCUCCAUGCCCCAUUGCAAGUAAUGCUGGUCGGAUGCUUCUUGAUCUUUAUGGUUCCCGCUGCAUGUUCUCUUUUCCCUCAGAGGUGUUCUAUGAAAGUUUCUAAAUUGGAGCCAGAGCUGAGAGAUUCAAUAACUGCAAAGGCCUUGGACCAAGAGUUGGAGAUGCCAGGACUACUCAGCUCCUGACCUCAUUACAGCCUUGGCUCAAACAUGAAGAAAAGAGUGAAUUCCAAAGGUCCAUGGCCAUACUCAGCACUCUAUCCUUCCAAGAGAUGUCCAAGGCAGCCCUAGAGGUGAAAAGCUGUUGAAAGUGGAAGCAGAAGAGCAUCUAAUAGAAACCAAUAAAAUUCUAACAGGGUGGAUGCAGGGAGGAUGUUCCUAAUAAUCAGGGAGGCCAGAGCCCAGGAUCACAGUCUAAGGAUACAAGGUAGGCCAUUUACAACUGAGCUGUGGAGAAAUUUCUUCAGCAAGUGAGUUGUGCUACACCAAGUGGUUGAGCUAAACACUGAAUGUUUUCAAGAAAGAGUUAGAUAUAGCUCUUGGAGCCAAAGGGAUCAAACGGGAUGGAGUGAAAGCUGGAGUAGAGUUCUGAGUUGGGUGAUCAGCAAUGAUCAUAUUGAAUGAUGGAACAGGCUGAAAGGGCCAAAUGGCCUACUACUGCUAUUAUUUUCUAAGCUUCUGUUGUUUAGUGCUUUUCUUGGUUUGCUUGUCUAUGGGUCACUCCUGCAAAGGAGGGUACAUGCACAAACCUGGUACACACAAAACUUUGGAUUUGCUGUUGGUCCAUACUUGGCUUCUGAACUUUAACAUGAAAACUGCAGCCUUCACAUUCUUGAUGCUGAUUUUGGCAUCAAGGGUCAGUUUACUCGUAAUGAAACAGCCACUUGCAGCUUAAUUCACUCUGGAUCAUUUAAAAGUUUAGCCUCAUUGUCUUGGGAAUAUGCAACUGUGGCGCGUUUGUGAAAGCAAUAAACAAAUGAUAAUGAGAUAGUAAGAACCACGGAUGCU